CGUUUGCGUGCUCGUUCUACAGAAUGUUCUGGGCAGCUUGGAAGCUUGAGGAAAGCGCUUCCGCUUUGGCUCGCGUUAUGAUACGGUUCAUUUUGCGGUUUUGACGGAAUAGUAGCAGUCGGACGCACGCAGCCAGCGGGUGGAAAUGCAGACCCUAACGCCGCACGUCUAUUGGGCUCAGCGGCACAGCGAGAUAUACCUGCGAGUGGAGCUGAGCGACGUUCAGAAUCUUGACAUCAGUGUACAAGACAACAUCCUCCGCUUCAGAGCCCAGGGUCAUGGAGCAAAAGGGGACAAUGAAUAUGAGUUCAGCUUGGAGUUCUUAGAGCCAGUAAAGCCUGAGGUGACUCACAGGUCCACGCAGCGGCAGGUGAACAUUACCGUGAAGAAACAAGAGCACAGCUGGUGGGACAGGCUGACAGUACAGGAGCGCAAGCCCCUCUUUCUGGCUCCUGACUUUGACCGAUGGCUGGACGAGUCUGAUGCAGAAAUGGAGCUCCGUGAAAAAGAGGAGAGAAUAAACAGAGUCAAUGUGGAGUCAAGGAUCCGAAAGAACAAGUUCUUGGGUCUGAAGAAGGGCUACCUGUUCAUGUACAACCUGGUCCAGUUCCUGGGAUUCUCCUGGAUCUUCGUCAAUAUGACUGUGCGCCUUUUCAUCCUGGGACAAGAUUCCUUCUAUGACACUUUCCACACUAUUGCUGACAUGAUGUACUUCUGUCAGAUACUGGCUGUGGCAGAGGUGGUGAAUCCAGCCCUAGGCCUGGUUAAGACGGGUGUCAUGCCAGCUAUGAUCCAGGUGGUGGGGAGGAAUGUGAUCCUCUUUGUCAUCUUUGGGAGCCUGGAGGAGAUGCAGAACAAAGCCGUGGUGUUCUUUGUCUUCUAUCUGUGGAGCAUGAUAGAGAUUGUCAGGUAUCCAUACUAUAUGCUGGCCUGCAUAGACAAUGAGUGGAAACUGCUCACCUGGCUGCGGUACUCAAUCUGGAUCCCCCUGUACCCACUAGGGGUUCUGGCAGAAGCGGUGGCUGUGAUUCAGUCUCUGCCCAUCUUUGACGAGACUCGCCUCUACAGCAUCCCGCUGCCAAAAGCCCUUGGCCAAUCCCUCAGUUUCUCCUACACCUUGCAGCUCUACUUGGUGCUCAUGUUUCUAGGCCUCUUUAUCAACUUCCGUCACCUGUUCAAGCAGAGGAUGAGACGAUUCCGUGCCAAGAAGAGGAAGGCCCACUGAGGUCACUGGAUACUCUGUCCCACUGCUGGCUGCCUUUACCCCUCUCCACAACUGUACCUGUCCAGCCCUGUCCUCACACAGUGUUCCUUACAGAGGUCUUAUUGUCUGAAGAACUGUUUAUCCCCUGCACGAGUGCAUUCGUUUCAGUAGCUCUCUUUGCAUGAGUAAUUCAGACAAUGUUAAAAAAGCAGCAGAGGUCGCACACUUUUUAUAAAAAAAAAAAAAAAAAACCCAGUUUCCGUUAGGCACUAAGAGGAAGCUACAAAACAUUGCGGGCAUCCCAGAAUUAAGCAAAGCAUACCUUCCUAUACUUCUUUAACUCUGUUGUAGGCAUUGCUUGUACCUUUAUGUAAGCUCAGGACACUUACCACCACUAGUUUUAUUGCACUGUUUUUUAAUUUAUGUAUUUCAUUGCGUGGCAGAACCCGACUCCUCUAUAGCAAUCAGCUCUUGUAACCACAAUGCAGCAGAUUGGUAUCUGUCCCCAUGUCAAGCUGGCCUAUGAGAAACUUGCUACUAUGUUUUUUUCUCAGCUGCUUCUUAGACCACUGUCACUUGUAAAUGACUUGGCACAGAAAUUUUGGCCAGUCUAUUAGGCUGAAAAUUGUACUUGCCUGAAUAAAUACUUGAAACCCAUUUUAACAUCAAUAGUAAAUUGGCUUCUAGAAAUAACUAGUUGUCUUGCUAGUGGCUUCUUUUUCACUUUACUACAAUUAGCAUUUUGCUCUGUCUGCAAAAGAUGUAUUUAAAAGUCAAAAAGUAUUAACAAAUCUCCCAGUUGCAUGGAGUGCAUCGGAGUAGUAAUCCAGAUAUUUUACCCAGUCUCCUGCUGUUUUCAGUACUUGGUUGUAAAGAAAACCUUUCUGUUUAGAUGCUUUCUACUUUGUUUAUGGCUGAAGUUGCUGUGCUUGAUUGAAGUCACUGGUGCUUAGGUUUUGUGUGUGUAGAUACAAGUGAUGUGGUUCUGGCAUUGUAUUUAAGUAUGAAAUGAGUAGUUACAGGAUGAUAUUCUGGGUAAGAUUUUGGACCUAUGUCACCUCUGAUGUGGGCAGUCUUGCUAAUCUAAGCAAGGAACUUCUUUGUGCAGAAGAUGCACUUGUAGACUUAAGUGAAUUCUUCAACACAUUCUUAUGAGAGGCAGCUCACUCUUACACAUUAACAUUAAAGAUAUUCUGUUAUUGGAAGGAAAUUGUUUUAAGAGUAUACUGAAAAGGUGCAUUUUUCAUUGACUUAACACCACUGAGAAAUCUAAGGUUAAUUUAUCUGCCACAUCCUCACACCUGAAAGCAGUGUGAACUUGUUAAAACUACUGCAGGGAUGUGACAAAGCUUUGUGUGUCAAUACAUAUUAAAUACACUAACCUGGGAAAAUGAGAAUACCAACACUAGUAAGAUUUUCUUUUUCCCCAAGUGCAGAACCAAGACUAAAAAUUUU
This is a messenger RNA of Scleropages formosus (Asian bonytongue), 2659 nucleotides long. RefSeq names its product 3-hydroxyacyl-CoA dehydratase 3 (gene hacd3). The transcript has 11 exons. The record is from RefSeq and is a predicted model, not a curated record. Gene Ontology annotation, cellular component: endoplasmic reticulum membrane. NCBI's taxonomy places the organism in Eukaryota, Metazoa, Chordata, Actinopteri, Osteoglossiformes, Osteoglossidae. Gene Ontology annotation, molecular function: 3-hydroxyacyl-CoA dehydratase activity. Gene Ontology annotation, biological process: very long-chain fatty acid biosynthetic process; sphingolipid biosynthetic process; fatty acid elongation. Bases 146 to 1225 code for a protein of 359 amino acids.